ACAGUGAUUUCCAUUAAUGGCAGUGGGCGGCGCGCGCGCACAGCUCGUCUCUUACUGCGAUGUACAUGCGCGUCCGUAAUCGUCCAACCAGCCAGCGAGCCCGCACUCCUCAAAUCAGACCCAGCCGAACCAACCCGAGCCGAACUACAACGAUCCGAAACGACAUCCCCGCCAGCGCAGUCCAAGGCUGGAGAGACGGAAUGAUGACCUCUUAACGCAGCUUUUACGCACUCGACCCGCUGUCCGUCCCUUAAAAGCUCACAUUCCGCCUGUUUGCGCUUGAUUCGCGUGCUGAGAUCAUGGACACAGCACUUCUAAGGACCCAUAUUAUCUUCUCUCUGCUUCUCCUUUUCAUCCAAAUAGUUGUGGAAGCUGAACCAUUGGCCCAAGGCUUGAGGAGGCUCACCGAAGAUGUCGACUGGUCAUACUCAGGUACCCUAAACCAGCGCAAGUGGGGUAAGAAGUAUCCAUCCUGUAACAGUCCCAGACAGUCUCCUGUGGACAUCGACGAGACAUUUACCCAGGUUAGGGUGCAGUACCAGAAUCUACAGCUAGAGGGCUGGAACAGCUUGACAGCAGAGUCUACCACCAUUCACAACAACGGGAAGACUGUGGCAAUCGAUGUGGAUGGGGAGUUCUUUGUGAGUGGCGGAGGGCUGAGGUCCAGGUUUCGUGUUGGCAGAAUCACCUUCCACUGGGGUCGCUGCAAUGCAACAUCAGAUGGGUCUGAACACAGUCUGAAUGGAAUGAAAUACCCUCUGGAGAUGCAGAUCUAUUGUUACAAUUCAGAGGAGUUCCAAAGUCUGGAUGAAGCUAUAGAGAAAGAAGGAAGGGUGGCUGCCUUAGCUGUGCUAUUUGAGAUUAGCUUGGAUGAUAAUGAGAACUUAAUUCCUGUUGUGGAAGCCAUUAACACUGUCAGCAGGUUUGGUAAGAGUGGGUCAGUGGAGGCAUUCACCUUGAGGUCCUUGCUGCCAAAUAACACAGACAAAUACUACAUCUACAACGGCUCACUGACUUCCCCCCCAUGCACUGAAAUGGUGGAAUGGAUUGUCUUUAAGCAUGUUGUGCCCAUAUCGGAAACACAGCUUGAGGUGUUUUGUGAAGUGAUGACUAUGGAGCAGGCUGGUUAUGUGAUGCUGACGGAUUACCUGCAGAACAACUUCAGAGAGCAGCAGCAGCAGUUUAUGGGUCAGGUGUUUGCCUCUUACACUGGAGUCGAGGAGGUGCUCACACCCACCUGCAGCUCUGAGCCACAGAAUGUUCAGGCUGAUGCUCAGAACGACACCACCAUCAUGGUGACCUGGGAGCGUCCCCGUGCAGUGUAUGACACAACCAUCGACUGGUACACUGUCACAUACCAGAAGCUGCAGGGCCAAGACCAGCGCAAGCAGGAGUACAGGACCGAUGGAGACCAGGAUGUGGGUGCCAUCAUCUCCAACCUGCUGGCCAACAGCAGCUAUGUGGUCCAGGUGGUGGCUGUUUGCACCAAUGGACUCAGAGGACGAUGGAGCGACCAGAUAAUCGUGGACAUGCCAUUGGAAGACCCAGAAAGCGAUUCUGACCCUGAAGCUGUCACAAAGGAUUUGGAAGGAAACAGGGAGCUUUCGUCCAUAGUCAGAUGGGAGAAGCCAGUGAAGCAGAAUCCGAUGCAUUUAGCUUCAGAGGACAACAGCCCAGUGGAGGAGAUUCCACUGGAGCAGACCAGAGUUUACCAGAACCAACCUUCAUAUCAUGAGAACCAGCCCACAGACCGAACCCAAGCCAGCCAGAACAUUCCAGUCCAAGAAGGCACCACUCCAACCCCAAAGACACCCACCGAGGCCCCAGUUUCUCAGAAUGUCAGAAAGAAACAGGGUAAAAAAUCACAUGAUGUGGAUCAGAACUGGAUUGAAGGUGACCAGAUGAUGAACCAGCCUUUCACUAAUGCAGGCUUUGAGGGCAAUAGCGCAAUAUGGGUUACCACUGAGCUAACCGAACAACCAGGCUUCCUAUUUCCAGUUGUUCGGACAACCUCUCUGCCAGCAAUUCGCCGGCAAAUCACAGAAGAGGCAUCGCUGUCAGUGCUGCCACAUGAGACAAGAGAUCAAGGCCCACCACAGCAAGCCAGUGGAAAUAGCCUCCCUUCUGCUUCACCAGAGCUCUACACAACUCCUAUGGAGGAUAUCCACAUCACAGAUGUCUUCUAUGAAGACACAGUCAACAACUCUCCACAGGAAAGCAUCACCUCCCCUCCAACGACGCCUGCCUCUGCAGUGCCAGUGGACGAAGCCUUCCCGCCGCCCUCUGAAGAUGACGAUGCCCCUGUAAAUGAGCCCCUGCCAAAAACGCUACCCUCCUCAUCUCUCUGGAUCACAGAAAAGACGGCGACCCCCAGCAACACACUUGCCGAUUCAGUUUACAAGUCCUUCACUACCUCCUCUCUCCUCAGAGUGCUGAUGCAUACGACUCAGCCCAUGUUCAAUGCAAAUACAGCCACGUCGACGGUUGAAGACUCGACCAUUGAUGCCUCGUCUGGCUUCACAAACACUCAAAAGGGAAUUAUCAUCAACCCUGCACUUGCAACAGUCUCUGAAUGGGCAUUCUCUGCUGAAGGAGAUUUAUCCAGUGUAAUCCCUCCAUUACAGACACCCUUCAGCAAAGAUCCUGCCAUCUUCCAUCUUUUUCCUGCCCUCCAUGAAAACAGGAAAAGUGGUGUUAUCGUUCAUCAUAAUGACAAGUCCUCUGAAGAGCCCACUUUUGUUCCUUUGCAGACUGAUGUAGAAAACCCUCAAUUCUCUACCACGUCUUCACAUGAUCAAUUAUUUGCCACUUACUCCCUUCCUAAUUCUGGUUGGAGUACCAUAAACCCAUCAAAAACAAACACUGCUGAUGGAGAAAAAAACAAGUCUCCUCAUUCUCAAAGUGAUAGCAAGAUAGGAGAAAUGGAAGCCAGGGCGGAUAAACAAAUUGAUAACUACAAUGUCAGUGCAAUAACAUUUUUCUUUAAUUCCAAAAGUCUGGAUUUGUCAGAAAGUUCAGCAGAAGACAGUGGAUCAGGCUCUGGCCUUGGCAGCAAUGGCUUCAAUGAGGAAAUCAAUGAAGCUGCUGCAGUAAAAACUGAAUUUUCAGUGUUUGACAUUUCAACUAUUAGCUUCGAGGACAAAAGUAGAUCAGCAGUAACUAUGAUGGUCACUGAUAAUGAUAGAUCAGUGAUCAAUGAAAGAGAUGUAACAAAAAGCAAAAACUAUGAGAAUGAAAAAGAGUCAAAGAAUGAGAUACGGGAGAAUGAAAGUGAGCUAAACAGAAAGGAAGGAGAAAAUAUAAGAGAAAGGGGAGUAAGAAAUGAGAGUUUAAGAAAUAUUGAGGAGAUGCUGAAAGAAAAAAAGAUAGUGGUAAGUGUAUUAGGAACGACAAUAUAUGGUGAUAGCGGAAGUGGAGCUGAGGAUGUCAGUGGCUCUGGGGAGCAUGAUGGGCUUGACUUUAGAGAAAAUCUAAAGGUACUUAAUAACAGUAAAAAGGGUUUUAGAACUGUAGGUGACAAUAAUGCCAAAGAUCUUAAAGGCAAUUUUUCAAAAAGUGAAAAAGCAGAGUCCAUACUAUUUGACCACAGUGAAGAACAAGGCCAUGGUGACAGAAUUUAUAAACACAAUCAAAACAAAAGCCUUAUAGGUCCAUUUUUAGGGGUUGAAUCUACUUUUGAGAAUAAAGAAUACAUAAAAGGAGGUACUAAAGAGGACAAAGAAGGCAUAGCUGAAGACAGUGUGCAGGAGUUCUCCAGUGUAGAUGGGUUAUUGUUUGAUGGUGCAAGUAACCCUGAGUUGGGACCUCUUGUUCCUCUGGUCAGACUGACGGACACCGACAAGGCAACGGAGGAGCAACUGGAAGAGCGAAGCAACAGCAGCCACGAGUCUCGGGUCGGACUUGUUGAGGGUGUGGACAGAGAGAAGAGGACAGUCAUUCCUCUGGCUGUCGUAUCCACUCUCACCAUCCUUUGUCUGCUGGUACUAGUGGGAAUACUCAUCUACUGGAGAAACUGUUUCCAGGCAGCUAAUUUCUACCCAGAUGACACAUCGCCUAAAGUUGUAUCUGCUCCAUCUACACCCCUGCUGUUGGCCACAGAUGGUCACGAGCCGCUGACAGUGAAGCAGUUUGUGAAGCAUGUCAUGGAGCUCCAGACCACCAACACUUUCUCCAAGGAAUUUGAGAUUGUCAAAGAGUCCUAUGAGGAGGUGCAGGCAUGCACAGUGGACAUGGGCAUUACUACAGACAGCUCUAAUCACCCUGACAACAAAAACAAGAACCGAUACAUCAACAUACUGGCCUACGACCACAGUAGAGUUAAGCUCUCUAACAGUUUGGACAGAGAUGGGACAUGCGGGGACUACAUCAACGCUAACUUUGUUGAUGGUUAUGAGCGGACGAGGGCAUACAUUGCAGCUCAGGGGCCUCUAAAAUCAGGCAGGGAGGACUUUUGGAGGAUGAUCUGGCAGCAGAAUAUUGGAGUUAUUGUCAUGAUCACCAAUCUGAAGGAGAAGGGACGGACAAAAUGUGAUCAGUACUGGCCAGAGGAGAACCAGGAAGAGUAUGGGUCUUAUCAGGUGACACUGAAAAACACCAAGACACUUGCUUACUACACACUCCGGACGUUCACUGUCAGGGAUACUGCAAAUAAGGUAUCUCAAAGGAGAGUUGAACACACAGUCCUCCAUUACCAUUACACCCAGUGGCCGGACAUGGGCGUCCCAGAAUACACUCUGCCCGUCCUCUCCUUCAUCAGAGCGUCCUCCAGGGCCCGCACGCAGGAGAUGGGACCUGUGUUGGUACAUUGCAGCGCCGGUGUGGGAAGGACAGGAACCUACAUUGUGAUAGACAGCAUGCUGCAGCAGAUCCAGGAUCAAGGGACAGUGAACGUUCUUGGCUUCCUGAAACAUGUCCGCACACAGAGGAAUUUCCUUGUUCAGACAGAGGAGCAGUACAUAUUCAUCCACGAUGCCCUGGUUGAAGCUAUUUUGAGCCGGGACACCUUGGUGACCUCUGACCUCCUUCACAAUUACGUCUCUGACCUGCUGACCCCUGGUGCCACAGGCAGGACACGUAUGGAUAAACAAUUCAAGUUAAUUAGUCAGCGUCAGGCGAAGCACGCAGACUACAGCACUGCCCUGAAAGAUGGCAAUGCUGAGAGGAACAGAGCCAGAGCUCUAAUGCCUGUGGAGAGAUCAAGAGUCACUCUGACUGCUUCAGAAUCAAACUCCACAGGCUACAUCAAUGCAUCCUACGUGAUGGGACAUCACUACACUAAGGAGUUCAUAGUGAGCCAGACUCCUCUGAGCAGCACGGUGGCAGAUUUCUGGAGAAUGAUCUGGGAACACAAUGCACAGAUUGUAGUCUGUCUGCCAGACUCAAACAGCCAGAGAGACGAAGAGUGUCGUGCGUACUGGCCCAGUAAAGACCAGCCCCUGAGCAUUGAUGGCUUCACUGUGUCAUACUCCAGGGAGGAGCACAUGUGUCUGUCUAAUGAUGAGAGACUUUUAGUGCAGGACUUCACAGUCCAGUCUCCACAGAACAAUUAUGUGCUGGAAGUGCGUCAGUACAGCACCACCUGCUGGCCCAACCCAGACAGUCCGAUCCGAAACAGCUUUGAUCUCAUUAACAGAGUCAGAGAACAGAGCACGCACACACAGGGACCGGUGAUCGUACAUGAUCCUUUGGGAGGUGCUACGUCAGGACUGUUUUGUGCCCUCACGACCCUGUCCAAUCAGCUAGAGGAGGAGGGAUCAGUAGAUGUCUACCAAGUGGCACGGAUGACCAACCUCAUGAGGCCUGGGGUAUUUAAUGAUAUAGAGCAGUACCAGUAUCUGUACAGAGCGGUGUUGAGCCUGGUGAGCAGUCAGGAGGACCAGAGAGCUCUGCAGAAUCCAGAGACCAACGGAUCUGUACCGCUGGGCCAGACCAACAUCGCAGAAAGCCUGGAGUCGCUCAUGUAGACAUCCACACAAAAAUGCGCAUGAAAGAGAAAAUAAAUCACACGAGCGCACAUUUGAGAUUACGAGGAGAAAAGAGUAGGUCUGCUGAUCAUGCUAAUACUUUCAUUUACUGCAAAUUCAAAAAUCAUUAUUUAUAAGAUCAUUUUUCAAAACAGAACAAUCUAAUGAAAUGACAUUUAAUCUAAAAGACCUCUGGUCUAAAGUCUUUUCCCUUUCAAUCACUUAUUAUGAAGAAAAUUCUUACUCUGCCCGACAAGCGAUGAUGAAACACCUGAAAGCAUCCCUUUUGUUAUGUUAGCAUGCACAGCAGACAAGGCUACCAGAUGAGAGAAAAAGGUACCCUUCUGCUUCUAAGGGACCCUUUAUAAGUGAACAACAAACAAAACCCUGCAUCAUUUAUAAUAAUACAUUAUUAUUUUAUUUUUAAUCAUCAUUAAAAGCAUUAGUUGGAAUUAGGGGUGGCACGGUGGUUAGCACUGUUGCAUCACAGUAAGAAGGUCCUGAGCUCAAUUCCAUCAGGCCGGGGUCUUUCUGUGUGGAGUUUGCAUGGCCUC
Molecule: messenger RNA, 6517 nt
Organism: Haplochromis burtoni (Burton's mouthbrooder)
Lineage: Eukaryota; Metazoa; Chordata; Actinopteri; Cichliformes; Cichlidae
Gene: ptprz1b
Product: protein tyrosine phosphatase receptor type Z1b
Exons: 33
Coding region: 300-5963 (1887 amino acids)
Biological process (GO): peptidyl-tyrosine dephosphorylation
Molecular function (GO): protein tyrosine phosphatase activity; protein binding
Source: RefSeq, a predicted model, not a curated record